This is a messenger RNA of Aureobasidium pullulans EXF-150, 2064 nucleotides long. RefSeq lists its product as uncharacterized. The coding region runs from base 1 to 2064 and encodes 687 amino acids. The record is from RefSeq and is a predicted model, not a curated record. Lineage: Eukaryota; Fungi; Ascomycota; Dothideomycetes; Dothideales; Saccotheciaceae. The transcript has a single exon.
AUGUCGAGGGUGUCGCUAGUCACUCUCUUCCUGCUUUCCAUCCUUCCAAUCAUUUCUGCCAACCCUCAUGCCAUCAGUGUGCAAUUGUCUGCUGGAGCAGUAUCUGUCGGAAAUGGCACAACAGGAAGAGUCAUGUUCAUCCUUUCACCCAACGGGACAGAUCCUCUUGACGACACUGAUGAUACCACGACACAAGAUUUCUUCUUCGGUAUGAACGUCAACAACCUUCACCACAACGACACGAUCAAGCUUUCAGGUAGGACUCGAGACCAUACCGACACAGGCGUUUUCGGCUGGCCGCUCGAGACGCUUAACGACAUUCCAGUUGGCAACUACCGUGCUCAAGCAUUCUUGAAGAGAUAUGACACUGCCACACGUAGCGAUGGAUCUGUAGUGAGACUCAAGUUUCCCUGUGGUGACGGAAGCCCCCCUGUAUCUGGGGUUGGCGACUUGGCUUCUGACAUAAUCGAUGUUCAUAUCUCGGGCAAGGCACAGACUAUCAAGUUGCUCUGGAACAAUACGGUACCAUUCCUUGACUUUUCAGGUCAUGAGGUUGGCGGCUGCGCCCAAGGCAACUAUGAAGACACGCAGUAUCUCAAACACAUCAAGAUACGAAGCAAGAAGCUUAGCGACUUUUGGGGUCGUGACAUGUUCUUGGGUGCGAACGUUCUGCUCCCGCACGGCUACAAUGCCCAUGACAACGCCACUCGAUACCCAGUCAUAUAUUCACAGAAUCAUUGGGCAGAAGGCGAUGGACCGGACUCCUACUCGACAAAGGCUAGCUUCAAGGAGGCAUGGGACUCGGGUGUCAUUCCCGCAUCUGGCAACAAAACUAGUCGCGAGACUCCAAAGAUGAUCCUCAUUGCAUUCCGUCACGAAACACCUUAUUACGAUGACUCUUACGCUGUCAACACGGCGAAUCUUGGUCCAUAUGGUGAUGCGAUAAAUGAAGAGCUGAUUCCGUAUCUCGAAGCACGUUUCAACACGAUACCAAAGCCGUAUGCCCGCAUUCAGGACGGUGGCUCGACCGGAGGAUGGGAAUCUGCCGCCAAUUUGAUCUUCCGACCUGACCUUUUCGGUGCUUGUUUCUCGUCUUAUCCCGACUCUUUGGACUUCCACAAACAUCAAGCUAUACCUUUGUACAAUAGUACAAACGCAUACAAAUAUCCCAACGGAAGUGACAUACCUUCGAUUCGAGAGUUCGUCAAUGGUACGCAGCAAGUCUUGGCCAGCACCGCCACGGAGAAUCACUGGGAACUGACCUUCGGCACCUCUUCGCGCUCUUCUCUACAGUGGGAUAUCUGGAACGCCGUCUUUGGAGUACAAGGUCUCAAUGGCUAUCCUCUGGAGCCAUGGAACAAAGUCACCGGAGAAAUCUACCCCGAAGCUGUCAAAUAUUGGGAAUCAAUGGACCUGGCUCAUCAUAUUGUCACCAACUGGAACAGCUCCUUGCGCUUGGGCGAAGUCUUGCGUGAUCGUGUUCACAUUUCCGUGGGAACAUGGGACGACUACUUUUUGAACGAGGGCGUGGCUGAAUUCAAGAGCCGAGUCGAGACGCUGGGUGGACAAGACUGGGCUACGAUAUCCAUUCUUCCGGAAAAGACGCAUGGUGGUUUCUACCGAGGUAUGGAGGCCUGGGACUAUCUUGAACUUGUCAAAAGAUGGGUCGAUGAUCAUGCCCCAGAUGGAGCGACCCCACUCCAUGCCAACCUGACUUUGGGAACGUCGCGCGGAAACACCUGGAACGAGGUCAUCGGUCGCGGUGGUCACGAAGCUGCACUAGCUCGACAGUCUGAUCCAGUCAUCAAGGUGACUGGGGGUAUCGUGGGUACAGUAGGUGGUUGGGAUCCUGGUAUGAAGCUUGUUGCACGCUGGGUCAUCAACAACAAAACGAGUGAGAAGCACGGAUGCACCUCAUUCAACGUCACACAAGGCGAUGUCGUCCGAUACAGCCCUGGAAAUGCCAAAACCGACAAGAAGGCAGAGCAGGUUCAGUUGUGGGUGACAGGACGUAAGAUGGGGUAUGUCGAGGAAACUAGAAAGAGUAAUAGGUUAAGUAUCUAA